AAAUCUUCUCUUCACGAACGCAACGGAAUUACGUCGUGGAUAUGGAUACGGAUACGGAUGGCGUAAACUGUUACUAGAUAGGAUGAAGAUUUUUGGAGUAGAAAUCCUUACAUGGACGAACCAAUGACCCCGCCUACACGAUGAGGUGAUGUAUUAUACCACCUCGAACAAUGGGUAGCGGUCAAACUAAAAAAGAACCGGAGCCUGAACCGGCGGUGGAGCCGACGCAGUUGAACGCCAGGGUCCUCAGAUUGACCAUGAAGUCCCUGGAUAGAUUCAAGCGCAGCGGGCUAAUUGACAAAGAGGUGAAGAAAGAUAUGAGUAAGAUGCCACCCAUACAACCUACCAAGAUCCGGAGGAGGGACAUUUUUGCUCCGCGCAAAAUGCAGGCAGUUUACAAACGUGUACUUUCAGUAAGCAAAGACGAGCUGUUGAGCUACAACAGAUUGAUAGAACACCUGACAGGCAGGUCAGGGAGUCCUGUGGAGUCUGUGUGGUCCAUUUACCUGUGGUUGGUCAACUUUGACCCCUCCAGCCCUCAAUUAAGUGGAUCAUCCAGUGUUGACACACCCCAUAGAGACCUAAACGACGUCAUUUCCGGCAAAUUGGAUAUGCAACUUUUGUUUAAUAUCGUAUGCAGAAAACUUGAUUUACCAUGUAUGCUUGCGGAAGGAUUUACAAAAAUGGACCGAUUUGUUCCCGGUUGUCUUCAGAGCGAGGCUAAGUUCUCCGCGGAUCACUGGAACUAUGUUUAUUUGGAAGGAGAGUGGAGAUUUAUACAUCCUGGGCUAGGGUCCACUGCCCCCCAAAAGAAUAGAAGCUUCUUCUUUCUUACGGAUCCUUCUAACUUCAUCCACUUUUGCUUCCCGUCUGAAACUCGCUGGCAACUUUCUGAGGACCCAGUUAUCUGGAAAGAUUUCUCCGGGUCACCGUUUUGUAAACCAAACUUCUUUGCUAUGGGAUUGAUCGUGGCGAAACCAAAGACGCCUGAACUGAAAAUUAGGAACGAGACUGUUGUCAUAGAAAUAUCAGCUCCUUCCGAAAUGAUGGACAAAAUAUUACUGCAUUACAAGGUCACGGGACAGAAAGUGAAGGAGUUCGUGGAGAAGGAGGACACCAUAUCAAACGACUCUUUGCCAAUCAGUCCUUAUCAAUCGACUGUUGAUCUGAAGGAGGAUUUGUCAGACCCGGCUUUUUUGCUUCAGCAAAUGUUCGGUAACCAGAUUUUCAAAAAACCGUUAAUAAGGAGCGAUGGCGGGUUCGGUGGACUGGCUAAAGAACAGAAAAAAACUAAUGAUAGUGAUGGCGACACUGAUGGAAAAUCGCUAAAAGAAACUGAUGAUGAGUCACCCAAGAUGAAUGGUAAUUUACACGAAACCAACGGGGAUGUGGAACCAGAAAUUAAAGCACCGCUUAUGAAUGGUGGACUGAAAAAAGCCCUUAUGAAACAGGGACUUCCUGAUGAGGAUGAAAAGAAAGAAAAGAAUAAACAAAGCCCUGGAAGUAUAAACAGCUCAAAGGUCAACCUUAAGUUGAAAAAGCUACCCAGGUACAGCUCUGGGAUUCCACGGGAGGAAAAACCGAGUAAGCUUGUGUUUGGCAGUUCACUAGUAAGCUCGAAGCAUGUCCCCCACAAAGCCAUGUUCACGCCCAGAAAUCCAGAGACAAUUAAGAAAAUGAUAGAUAAUGCGUUUAAGAAAUCAGAGACGCCGGCACAUGGAGCAACGGAAGCUCCUUACCCUGAUAAAGAGAUUGACCCCACGAAAUUCCCCACCCACCUCGAACGGUAUGUGUACCUCCAUUAUGGGUACUCUAGAUUCAUUUUUGAAAUUGAACUUCCGGUGACAGGAGUGUACACAUGUGAAAUUUUAGGCGAUCUCAUUAAUUUUAAUGACGUUUCACCGGAUGUUACACAGUUAGAGUCUAUCUGCAAAUUCAAAAUAGAGAAGGAAGGAGAAUCCCAGACUGUGCCGGCACUUCCUGUAGUACCGGAAGUGGGGUGGGGACCAAACCCGUAUAUGGCUGUGUAUGGGAUAAAGCCCCUGAGCCACACAGAUGGUCGUGUAUUUCUGGAGACCGGUGAGGAAAUGACGAUGCAAUUCGAGCUCUUCGGCACUAUUGACCUUCACACAAUAAAAAUUCAAACUAAACUGCGCAAUCCAAAUUUCAAAUCAGAAGAUCUGGAAGAUAAGACAAGGCACAUCAUUGUUGGAGAUACCAUGUAUGUUCGAAUCCUCCUCCCAGGGAAAGGCCAGUUUGCACUAAAGCUCUUUGCUAAGAAAAAGGGCGAACAGGGAUUUAAGAACAUUUGUAACUAUCUGCUCAUCUAUGGCAAAAAAGAUGUGAAGAGUCCAUUCAACGAAAUCAAAGAUGAUAAAUACUCGAAGCGGAUGCUACGAGAAAGACUUCAGAAGGCAAUUCUGUAUGGCAAUGAGACAGAAAUUCAGACAGCUUUGGAUGACUUUGAGAUGCAUCUCAUUCCGGACGAGGGAGAAGUAAAACUUGCAAAGAAAAGACUGGAGUUCUUCACGAUUCAGAAAGGACUGCGUGUUGCUAUCAAACGGAGACACCCGGAGACGAUCAAAGUCAUGCUUGCCAAGGGCAAAGCGUCGGACUACGCCCCGGAACUCCGGAAUGAGAUAACGGAGGCGGAGAAUACUCUUGCCAACCUUAACAAGCUUGCCGGAUUUAAUUUUCAUAUUCGGAAGUUGGACAGGGACAUUCUGGCAGAGAUGAAAACAUUUAUCCGACCGAAGCCUAUUGUUGUGGACGUGAUGCGCGUAGUCGUCAUACUUCUGGGGGAGGACGCGGAGGAGAUAACGGGGUGGGACAAGAUAUUACCACAUCUGCACAAAAAGGGAGCCGACAGCUUACUCAACAGAAUAGACAAUCUGCGAGUAGGAUCUCUAAACCCGAGCAUCCUGGUUACAGUAGACAAUAUCCUUGAGCAAUAUUCUUACAAGGAUAUCCGAGAGUCCAGCACAAAUGUCGCCGCUUUCCACAAAUGGAUCCAGCAAGUUUGUGAAAAACGGAAAGCCAUUAUAGCAAAGGAGGAAAAGGAAAUGUUCGACCGGGUACGAGGAAAGCUGAAGGCUAAAUCCAAUGAGAUUGCUGUGGACGAUUUCAUGAAGAACAUGGCGGCUUGGUGACAACGCAUUCAUAUAUUCUUGGACGAGACAUCUUCACUUAUUACAAUCAUUAGCAUUUAUAUGCAGAAUUGUUAGAAUCCGUAUAUCUAUGAAAAUGAAAACAGAAAUAAUAGAGAACUUAAAGACAAGUACAUUCUUCAAGCGAUUCUAUGAAAUAUGUUAGCAUUUGUUGUUCGCGUUUAAUAGGUUUUAUGCCUUAAAAUCUCACCAAAUGAAAAUACUCUGCUGGGUGUAAGUGAUGAAGUAGGGGAUUGUAAGUGGUUGCCAUUUAGUUGAUAUUUAAUGUAAGAUGUAAAGGCGAUAUUCAAUGGUUUACCUUAAGUCGAUAUUUAAUGGUUGCAGUUCCAUUGACAUCACAUAGUUGCCGUAAAGUUGAUAUUAGUGGUGUCCAUUUAUUCAAUAUGACUGAUAGCUGUUAUAUUGUUAUCUAAUGGUUGUCUUUACAAGUUGUUAUCUAAUGGUUGUCUUUACAAGUUGAUAUCUAAUGUUGCCGUAAAGUUGAUAUUAAAUGGUUGCCAUUAAUUUGAUAUUCCAUUGUUGCCCUUUAAUUGCUACUUAAUAGUUGUCUAUAAGUUGAUAUUUAAUGGUUGCCAUUAAAUUGAUUUAUCAUAUAAAUACUGUGUUAUGCAGUGUCAUAAACCAUCGCACAAAUGUAGGUUUUUACAUGAGUUUCCAUUUCAUAUGAGAUUUAUGAAACGAGACUAAGAAUCUUUCAAUUUAUCGAGCCUCUGGCGAGCUAAAAUGAAAAAUUCGUGACGAGUUUUAUAAAUUUCAUUUGAAAUGAAAACGAGUGUAAGAUCCUUUUUAUCACAUAAUCAAGAUAUGCGGCAUUUAUUCGUGAAACUGGACAAUUUUCAUGCAACCUCGAAAUGUAAAAAGCCGCCAGUUUGACUCCUUACGGAAGUCUGGGACGUCAUGUGAUUGUCCCAGGCGUGACGUCACAAUGAAAACAGUUGAAACUUACAGCCAAUCACAGGGCCGAUAGGUCAUAUUACAUG
Messenger RNA from Mizuhopecten yessoensis (Yesso scallop), 4147 nucleotides. RefSeq lists its product as uncharacterized. The transcript has 10 exons. NCBI's taxonomy places the organism in Eukaryota, Metazoa, Mollusca, Bivalvia, Pectinida, Pectinidae. Bases 171 to 3149 code for a protein of 992 amino acids. The record is from RefSeq and is a predicted model, not a curated record.